Messenger RNA from Exophiala bonariae, 1401 nucleotides. RefSeq lists its product as uncharacterized. The transcript has 6 exons. The record is from RefSeq and is a predicted model, not a curated record. Gene Ontology annotation, molecular function: RNA binding. NCBI's taxonomy places the organism in Eukaryota, Fungi, Ascomycota, Eurotiomycetes, Chaetothyriales, Herpotrichiellaceae. The coding region runs from base 1 to 1401 and encodes 466 amino acids.
AUGGCCUUUAGUCGUCGUCACCCAAAUCUCGGCGAUGUUGAUGUCGAUGACCCCGCCAACCACGCGCGCUUUCUUGCCAUCCUCCAUGGAACUUUCAGUGACAAAACCCCCAAAGGAACCGUCUAUACCCCAUCUGGAAUUGACGUUGAUGAGGCCGGGGUUUUGCCUCACCUCGCUGCGCGACCAAGACCAGCUGCAAACCAGACUAAGAGCGCUCUUGGAAAUGACAAUGCCCACCCUUCCAAAGCGGAUCUGGUGAACUACAAGAGCUCCUCACUCCAGAAAGUUUCAAGUGGGCGACGCAGAUCUUACCACAGCACAACCUAUAUAGAUAGUGUUGUUGCCGAUUUUCGCCGAGGACAGCAAGACGCGACUGCUGCUCCAGUUCACAGUUCUGUUGAGACUGAGAUCGCCGAGACCUCGACUGUUGUUGGAACCCCAGAGACAAACAACGACGACAACGCGUCUGAUUCUUCUACUUCCUCUCAUCCUCCAGCAAUCACCUCUUCUGACGAAGAAUCGGAGACCUACGCGCCUGGAGAAUCCGACUUCGACGACAGUUCUUCAAUUCAGGUUGAAGUAGAAAGCGACAUUGAUCCUGACGACAACGGCGUUACACUACCCAGUGAUUCUACCAUCCUUUCUUCUGUCACUCAACUCGCCCUAUUGAGAAUGCCUCUCCAACCUCCCAACAGUCCUACCAGUUCGAUCAGCGCAAACCUUGGAAAUAGUGAAGCUGAUAAGAUGAAUGGCGAAAACCGUGAGAAUCUCACCCAUUUCAACUCUUGGGGUGCAGUUGCUGCCAGAGAUGAUAAGCCCAAGUCUAAAGUCCGCACUGUCAUCCUUACAGGUCUUCCUGCUACCACCGACUUCACUCUGGUUCAAUCUUUCAUCCACGGCGGUGUCAUUGAGACUAUGAGAAUAUUGCCUGCCAAGACUGAGACUGGUAUCACCACUGCAUACGUGACUUUUACUACCCAAGAAGCCUUCAAGCAGUACUUUGACAAGUAUCCCAAUGGAUUCGAAGUUCGCGAGAAGGGCAAGAAGUUCAACAUCCUGGUUGAUAAGCAGGAUCACGUCGACGUCAUGAGCAGUGUUAUGCAAGGCUAUCUCGAAUGUGGUGCGACUCGUGUUCUCAAGGUGAGCGGCGCAGAAGAUGACUGGGGUAUCGUGGCCUUGCACAAGCUGGCUACUGGCAAGCCUGGCACUCGUCAAGUUGAGGCCAUUACCGACACUUUCCGCAACUCGGUCCGCACCAUCUACUUCCGUUUCACCAACAUUGGUGAUGCUGUGAAGUUCAAGGGAACUCUUGUUCGCGACUACAAUUGGGAGGCCUGCACCAUUGAAAUCGGCGAGGAUCCUUGUGAGAAAGCAACUGCCAUCCGCAAUGAUCAGGUUUAA